AUGACAGAGAACCGUUUCGAGAGCAAUGACAAUCUGUACAUACUGCUAGAUGGCUACUAUACCUUUGCAAACAUCUCAUCCAAUAAUUUCACGGAUAAUUAUUCCCAAGGCAACGUGGCUCGUUAG
Messenger RNA from Strongylus vulgaris, 126 nucleotides. The record is from the annotation of a GenBank genome assembly. Lineage: Eukaryota; Metazoa; Nematoda; Chromadorea; Rhabditida; Strongylidae.